This is a messenger RNA of Cyanidioschyzon merolae strain 10D, 3294 nucleotides long. RefSeq lists its product as hypothetical. The coding region runs from base 1 to 3294 and encodes 1097 amino acids. NCBI's taxonomy places the organism in Eukaryota, Rhodophyta, Bangiophyceae, Cyanidiales, Cyanidiaceae. The transcript has a single exon. The record is from RefSeq and is a predicted model, not a curated record.
AUGCAGACGUCAGAGGAAGAGGCAUCAGCUCCACCAGGUCCAGCGUUCGUGCCGCCGACUAGUUCCCCGCAAACCGACUCAGGCAGAGUGGCGACACCAUUACUGGAUAGGGUGCUCGCACCUAACGCGUGCGAAAAUCCGUUUCUGAAGGCCGCUAAAGCGCUGGGCCUCGAGACUGUGCCCGCUGCUACACCGGUGCGCUGCGGCAGCAGUUCGCGUUCGUCAGAAGUAAGCAAUAUGGUUGACGUACAAAAAAACAGCGUGCAAGCCAAAUCGUAUGCUUGUGAGACAUUUUGGUCCCCGAAGAAGCGCAGCUCCCUUGUGCCGGGAAACGGCCAGGACGCUUGUAGCCCUGGCAAUAAGGAAGCCGUUACCGUUGCUGCCAGCGGCCAAAAGUCUUCAACCAGACCUGAACGUGACCAGCUUGGGCCGCGGCGUCCUAGGCUGUGCUUGUCGAGAGCUCGUGAACGCGAAGCACCGCCCUGGAGACCGCCCAAAGUGCUCCAGUCACCAAUGAAGCAGGCUUCCGCGGGCUUGCGGAACGAUUGCAGUGCUAUUUCAACAUGUGAUGCCCUUCCGUCGUCAGCAAAGCUGCAGAACGCGAGAUUAGAGGAACACGCUUUCACCCCGUGGCGGCCGUCUAUAAUCGAAAAUAUACCAGCAGCGAGCAGUGCAUCGAACGGGGGCAUCAGCGGCAUCGAGGAUCCUCAAACGCACAGGGUCGACGCCGAUGCUACCGUCGCUUCGCUUGUAACUGACGCGAGCAUGGAAGACGCUUGGUCCCGUGCCCUGCUUUGGAUUCAGGAUCAGCAGCGCAUCCGAUCAAGCGGCACUGAGGACUCCGAACAAGACGCAAAGAUACAGACGGCAGCCGAAUCGGUUGUCCGUGAAGCAGCAGCGGAGGCAGCGGCACACACGCAGACCACUGAGGGCGGGAUCAAGAGCACAGCUCCUGAUCACGUCGCAACAACAGAUGACACAUGUCGUGCUCUCUGGCCGCUGCAGAAUGUUGCCCUAUAUCAACAAUGGCUCAUGAGCAUACGGGAGCAGUGGCUGGAACGCGUCGGCCAUCGCCAGGAGCAGCUACUCAUGCACACCACAAGCGACACCUCUGGAGGCAGUCCGAAGACUUUUGGCUCACUUGCGAUUGCGCCAAACCCUACGAAAUAUCUUCGCUCUAAUGCGUACCCUGCCGGUGAAGAAGGUGAACGACUCCGUCAAAAACAUCGUCAGGAAAUCGAUGCUCUCGUCCAGGAAGGUCGCGACCGCCUGGAGCAACUCCUCGGAGCCACACAAAAGAGCCUCGCAGCGAUCACCAACGAGCUGCGCAGACAGGAGCACGUGCUGCUCUACGUACGCGUCCAACAUGCGUACGAACGACGCAUCCUGCGGGAACGCGGGACGGUUGCGGACACUACACCCCGCCUCUCUGCCGAGGCGCACGUUCAGCACGCUCUUCGAGAGUGCAUCUACGAAACACAUCCGCGGGUCUUCAGUGUACCGGACGAGUGGGCAUCAUCGCGGAAGCUGCGGGCAGUCCGGCAUGCUCUGGAGGAGCUGGUGCGGUUCAAUCCAGUCGCUAAUGGGAUGCAAGCGCGCAGAGAAUGGGCUCGACGCCAACGACUCGACUCACAGACGCUGGUGAAACCUGCACCACCUACUGCAGCGUCCAGCAAGCCGUUGCCUUUUGAAGCUGCAUUACGCACCUGUAUCGAGGUUCUCGGGGAACACCGUUUCGAGAGGCCUCCACCGACCCUGGAGACACUGGGCGACCACUUGAAGCGCAUCCGCGCAACGCAUCCAGCCAUGUACACGUGGUACCAGGACCUCCACGAUGUAGUUCAGGGCGCGACAUACGGAAACGCUCUCGAAAUGCAUCUUUUCCUUUCGCUCCUUGCAACGUGUUCACCGAAUUCAUCGAUUGCGGCAAAUACGAUCAACGCACUGCUCAAUUAUCGGGCGAUUUCGCAGGUGAGGCGACCGCGCUUCGGCUCUUAUCCCAUGAAUUCAUUGCUGAACUAUUUGGCGGGUUGUCUGGGGGUCCCCAGUGGGAGCAAAGUCACCGCUUUUCUCGAUAACCUGCUUCAUCCGGAUACAUCUCAGCGGAUCACUGUUGAUACACAUAUGCAAAAAGUGCUACUCGGCGGUUCAGGGCGUCUCACGCUCAACGCCAGGGAGUACGAGGCGAUCGAAGCCGUGUUUCGGGCUGCUGCUGAAGCGCUCAACGAACCUUGUCCGUGCCGUCUGCAGUCGUGUUUAUGGACUAUCCAGGCAGGGCCUAUCAGUUACGCUGCCGAACUUGUUCGCUACAGACGCCGUGCGGAGAUUGAACUGCACCUCGCCGAGACCGAGCACGCUGCAGAGCUGGAACGUGAUCCUGAACUGGUGGCACGACUCGGCCAUUUGCUGCUGGAACUUGGCUACUUGAAUGAGUUUGAGCGAGUCAUUGUGGAAGCAAGGUCCGUCUUACGCGUCCAAUGCUUUGUCUAUGUGCCGAUUCGUCGUGAGACGGUACGCGGUAUGCGAGCGCAUAUUGCUAUGAGACUAGCGUUUGCGCGCCGUCAGCGCAGGACCCUCCUACCUCGCGAGCGUGCCGAACUGGCCCUCUUCGAGUCGUCCAUUGCCGCAGCAGAAGCCAGUGGGCACAUAGAGUCCCAGCUGGAGCACUUUGAGGAUCGCAAGCAUGUGGUUGCAGAUCUGCACCGCUACACCCGGCUCGUGCUGCAUGCGUUCCCGUACCUCAUCUCCGUCGCUUUUACAAUACACCCUGCAGCGUGCUCGACAUCGGAUGCGCUUGAAAUGCCGCUUUUGAGAGCUGAAAUGGGUCGCUCUCCGGCUCGUGUACUGUCGUCUCAUGGAAGCAGAGGCAGCGAACGGACGCUGGCCCUGCUUCCACUGCCCGAAGGUCAUUGGGUAGGGCACGGCGCAGACACGAGCGCUGGGCAGCGGUCAAUGCAGGUAGCAGCGCUUUCCCCGAACCAGGCGUCUGGAUUGUCCACUGCUCCGCAUAACGGAUUCUCGACGAUGCAGGCACAGACCGGGCAGGCGGUUGUAGAUGCUGUCAAUGGGGCCCCUGGGUGCGUCGAAGCCGCUACGACCGCUCCCACGACUUCAGCGGGCACCGGAGACAAUGAUGACGCAGACCCUAACGACGAUGACGACGACGUCGAUGAUGAUGAUGAUGAUGGUGAUGAUGAUGAUGAGGACGACGACUGGGACCCCUACUUUGGGACACAUCAGUGGUUCACGGAUGCCCGCCAGCGUUUCGGGAUUCAAACCUUGUGGCACUCAUAG